CUCUCUUCGGCUUCGCUCAUGCUCUGCGACUCCCUUCUUCGUCUCCCGUUUGGAUUCAGAAAUGGUGGGGAUUCCGGAGGCUGCAGCCGGACAUAUCGGCAGCGGAGUAACUGACGGCGGUCCACCAGCACUCAGCUGCGGUUCGAGGGCUGCCGCUCCUGUAGCAGUGGCGGGGAGGAGGAUACGCCCAGGAGAGACCGAAGGCCGGAUCGCCCCUCGCCGGAGCGAACGGCGCUAGGUAUAAGUCGAUGUCGCCGGCUCAACUCCGGAUCGCGCGGCGCCGUGCUUUACGAUACACCCUGGGUUUAGCCCCCCCCGCUCUCCUCGAAUCCCCCAUCCUCCUUACCAACACGAAGGUGGGUGAUCUCUGUACUUGCUUCAUUUCGUCUUGUCUGCAUGUGCUGUUCGAAUCUCGCGUCUUCUUCGAUGACGUUGGUAUUUGGACACGAAAUAAAGUUGCUUUUCUUGCGAACUUCUCAGUUCGUGAUCUUUUUGCUUGGCAGGAUGAAAGAUUUUUUUAUUAGGUUAUAUAAUUUUUCUUCCUCUAGUGUACAAGAAAAAGGUUUUCACUAAUCAUCUAAAUAUUCUUCAUUCGUGGAUUGACUAUUGUUCUGACGUCUGCAGUGUGAGCAUUCAUAAGAAUCUAAUCUUUCACUAUCAUGUGCUCUGAAUUGAUGUGCGUUUCGUAAUUCGAUCUUUAAUAGCUUAAGUUCUACGAAGUUUUAUAGUUUAUCUUUUUCAUUCGUGAGUGUGCUUUUUUUAUCUUCUGAAAUUUAUCCAGUGCGAGCAAGGUCGGUAGAACCGUAUUGUCGAUGGCCUUUAAAUAGAUUGUUAUUCUCACUUUGUUCUGUUAUGUUUCUUCACCUUUAUGUCGUUAUAUGUGACAUGAAAUUAUCAAAACACUUGCUUUGGUAUUGACUUUGAUUGGGAAUUUCUCUUACUUUAAAAAGCAUUCACGUUGACCCUAUUCUGAUGGACUUGUGGACCAGCACCCAUCUUUGUGUGUGUCAGUCGUUUCAGCUUGGUUCAUUAAGCUUUUCUGUAUGGGGAUUCAUUCUUAUUCAGAGCUGGAGCAUCAGAAUAUAUGUGCUACUUCUAAAACUUCCACUUGAAGAUUAAUGGAAAGCAGUAAUUUGGACACUUACUCUCGUGCAGUUUUUACAGGUACUUAUUAGAAAUUAAUUUUCAGUUUUAGGUGACUGAAUGAUGCAGUUUUAGGUUGAUUUUACUUGAGCAAAAGAAAAUUCAGAAUAACAUCAUAACAAAGGUAUAUAUGAUUAUUACGUUUAAAAUUCUCAGUGCUUCUUUUCGCUGUCUAUAAUCCGGAUGCAAAUUUUCUAUCUUGAAAAUGGAUUUGGCUGCUUUAUAUAUGAAAGGAAUCUGCUAGGUUGAUUUGAGGUGAUGUAUACAACUAGCAAUAUGGUAUACUGCCAGUUCCCUUGCUUAGAUAGCUUCUCAAUAAUGGACCAUUAGUACCUAGUAAUCAUUUAGUGUUUCCUUGUGAAAAUCUUGGUUUUUAUUUUAGGAAGAACAAGGUGGAUGCUUCCUGAUCAUUCAUCCUGCAGAACAUGGAUUGUCAGGAGAGUUAUACAAUGACAUGUAGCCUGCAUCUUUUGCUGUUUUUAUAAUAGCUUCAUAUACAUAGACUUUAACAUUGAGAUUAGAACAAUAGAAUUUUUACUUGUACUUUUAGCAUUCUUUGGUGCAGGUUGAGCCUUCUCCAACUACUGGAACCCUCAAUAUGUCCUCUGCCAUGGAUAAAACUAUUUGUUCAGACACCUUAUCUUCUCAAAGGCAUACUUCUGAUGUCAGUGCAUAUGAUGGAAGGAAUCCUGAAGAUUUUCAGUUCAAACCUCAAGUUGGAGCAUCUUAUAGUCUAGGCCUAUCUUCAUUAAGACCUAUCGUAAUUUCCAAUCUAGUUUUGAGUAUAUUGAUGAUUCAUGAUGGUGCUGUUUAUUCUUUCGUCACUAUUCUCACUGUAUCCAUAUGUAAGUAACUUCCUGUGAAAUGUGAGUGCCAGUCUGAGAUAGGUAACAAUAUGACCAUGUUUUCUGGAGGCCACUCAGAGCAGGUAAUUGCAAAAUAAAAUCAAAAUUUAGCUUGAUUGAAAUAAAAUAUCCUCACAGCUUAAAUAAAUAGAAAUACAGAUAUGUAAAAAGAGUAGGCAAAUUGUUGGAAUAAAAUAGAAGAGAUUAAGAUACAAUUUGCUUUCCAACUAGAGAAUGCUUUAAUUUGGUCUUUUGUUGCAUCAACAAACACUCACCAUUAAAUAGCUCCUCCUAGUAUGAUCUGCUUAAUGGGGUGACGCUGUUUUGUAGAAUCAAGUUGAUUCAGUCAGGGCCAGCAAAUACCAACGUGUUUACGGAAAAGUUGAAAAUUGUAACUCUAAUCAAACCAUUACUUUUACAUCUACCAAUAUAGCCUGAGAAUAAAUGAAUAAAACAGGAGUUUGGUAGUUGAAUUAUGCAAAUACUAGACUAAUGAGAAAAUUAUUUGAACAGAAUUCUAAUUUUAAUAUCUUCUUUUUGACUUUUCCAAGCAAAUAAUGUGGCUUUGUCCAAGUACCAAAAAUAAUCAGGUUGGCUUAUGGUCUAUCAGGGAUUCAGAUCCAUAUUUUUCAUUCUACAUUUUUGUUAAGAAGGUUCCUGGGUAUGCUUAAUUGACCUCUUCAUGGAAACUGUUCCUUAGCCAUCUUUUUUGGAAUCAUUUAUGGUUUUGAGGGUUUAUUUGAAGAACUGUGAUCUGUAACUCUGACCUGUGAAUUUCCUACGUUGUAAUAUGCUGGUAAUCGGUUUGGAUUUUGCAUUUUCCAGAUACCUUAUUUUCUCAUUGAAAGGACUAGCUUUAAUCAAUGCAUAUGAACCUGUCUACAUUUUACUAUGAUUAUUAGUCGCAUUGCCUGUAGUAUAUUAAACAGUUUAUUGCAGGUUUCUGCAGGCUUGAUCAAAAAAGAGCAUGAGCCUUCUAUGCAGAGUCAAAAUCAAUCUCAAGGUCAGAACCCGGUUGCGUCUGAAAAUGAAUCAAUUCUAUCAGAAUCUGUUCCGAAUUCAGCUAUUGAAGUAACCAAUUUGAGAGUUUAUCUGCCAGCUGAAGCAGCUUCUGGUGAAUUUCAGCUGACAAAAUGUUCAGUGCAAAACACAAGGAUGUUUCAGUCUGAUCCAAGUGAACCUAUAUCAUCCAAGUAUACUUGAAAAAUCUGCAGAAGAUGGUUAUAACUGGAGAAAGUAUGGGCACAAGCAUGUCCAAGGUAGUGAAUAUCCUCAGAGCUAUUACAAAUGCACACAUCCUACUUGUGAAAUGAAGAAACAAAUGGAACGUUCUCAUGAUGGAAUGGUCACUGGAAUCAUCUAUAAAGGUCAUCAUGAUCAUCCUAAGCCCCAAUCUAGUCGUCGUUUAGCAGCUGGUACAAUGCUCUCCUGCCAUGAAGAGGAAAAAACUGAUAAAUUGUCUUCUUUAAUGAGUGUUGAAGAUGAGUCAACAAAUGCACCUGACCACACGUAUCAUCAGAUUGAUCCAAACAGUAUUACUGAGUCUCCUUAAACUGGUGGAGGGCAAUCCAAUGAUUGUGAUGAGGUCGCUGUAGAUGGUAAUUUGGAGUCCAAACACAGGAAAAUGGAAAUUGCUAACAACAAUUCUGCUUUGAUUGGCAAAACGGACCAGGAGCCUCGUGUUGUUGUGCAAACACUGAGUCAAGUUGAUAUCUUGGAUGAUGGGUAUCGUCGGCGGAAAUAUGGGCAGAAGAUAGUUAAAGGGGAUCCUAAUCCAAGGAGUUACUAUAAGUGCACCAAUGCCGGCUGUCCUGUAAGAAAACAUGUCGAGAGGGCAUCACAUGAUCCGAAAGCAGUAAUUACGAAUGGUAAGCAUAAUCAUGAUGUACCAGCUGCAAAGACUAUUAGCCAUGAGGCAUCUGCAUCAGUGGUGACAGAUGCUGAUGGUUCUCUGUGCAUCCAUGCUUCAGCAGCUCUCACUGGUACAAUGACUACGACACCCUUUUCUCACCCACUCACCCAAACGAAGAGCAACACGAUCAGCCUUGACCUUGGUGUUGGCAUCAGCACCAGUCAAAGCGAUGCCACAAAUGGAAGUCAGCAGCUUUUGGGAACAGACCAGAUUCAUCAGCACCAUCAAGCACAAUUUGUUGGUUCCGGUAAGCUGGUGAUUCAAGCAACUCCAUUGUAAAAAAUCUAUGGAAGUUCACGCACUAGAAUAUCUUAUACAACCCCAGGAAAUUUAUUGAUGGGUCGAUGAAGACUUCAUGCAAUUCAAGAUAUCCUUAUGUCUCAUAUCAGAACAAAGAACGGAUGUUAUUUACCGCUGAACCAUUUUCCACGACAUCUUUAUUUGCCUCAUGUGAGCCACAUCGCUACAUCCUGCAAGUAUACGCCAUUAGAUCUUCCUCCAAGCAUUAGUAAGCAGUUACAUUUGUGGUCUGAUCAUGUAAGCCCAUGAUUCAAUAUGUAUUAUUAUUAUUAUUAUUAUUUUCUCUCGAAGGCUGUUCAUUGUAAUCUUAUUAUGGACGUUCUUCUGAUCUUGUUAUUCCGAGUUGUAUCUACUUCAUAGGAACUCGAUAUCGGUUACUUUGUGCCAA
This is a messenger RNA of Musa acuminata AAA Group (dessert banana), 4588 nucleotides long. RefSeq names its product WRKY transcription factor SUSIBA2-like. The record is from RefSeq and is a predicted model, not a curated record. Bases 3613 to 4179 code for a protein of 188 amino acids. Gene Ontology annotation, molecular function: DNA-binding transcription factor activity; sequence-specific DNA binding. Lineage: Eukaryota; Viridiplantae; Streptophyta; Magnoliopsida; Zingiberales; Musaceae. The transcript is spliced from 4 exons. Gene Ontology annotation, biological process: regulation of DNA-templated transcription.